Messenger RNA from Lagopus leucura (white-tailed ptarmigan), 2262 nucleotides. It is a transcript of the gene CCSER1, whose product is annotated as coiled-coil serine rich protein 1. Bases 13 to 2262 code for a protein of 749 amino acids. The transcript is spliced from 8 exons. The record is from RefSeq and is a predicted model, not a curated record. Lineage: Eukaryota; Metazoa; Chordata; Aves; Galliformes; Phasianidae.
CCUCGUGCCCUAAUGGGGGACUCAGGAUCCAGGCGAUCAACUCUAGUGUCUCGGUUGCCAAUAUUCAGAAGAAGUAUUAGCCGGAGACAUGACUCCCUCCCUUCUUCGCCUUCCUCUGCCAGCACUGUGGGUGUGCACACCUCCUCCCCAUCCAGCACUAACUCCAGCUCAGGGAGCACAGGCAAGCGCCGGAGCAUAUUCCGAACUCCUUCCAUUAGCUUCCAUAACAAGAAGGGGGGGGAGCAAAAGCCUGAUGCCGCCAGCCAGAAUGUUAACAUCUCAAAUGGUGACCAGCCCUCUCUCAGUACUUUUCAAAAACUGUGCCUGGAGGAACACAUUAAAAGCAGAGGAAGGCAUUCGGUUAGUUUUGGCAGUUCGCGUAGCAAGAAGAUAACAAGGUCUUUGACAGAUGAUUUCGAAAAAGGAAAGGAAUCUUCAGCUAAUAAGAAUGUCUUCAUAAAUUGUAUAAGCUCUGGCAAAAAUGAGGGUGACGAUUCUGGCUUUGUGGAGGAACAGAGCCGCUACUCUGUCAAACAGUCCACACGAAAACUUCUCCCUAAAUCUUUCUCAUCGCACUACAAGUUUUCCAAACCGGUUCCACAGAGUCAAUCAGUUUCUUCUGUGCAGCAGACUGGGUGCAUGCUGGAGAUAAAAUCCUAUGUUGAAAGUGAGCCAGUGAUUGCCACGUCCUCUUCUCCAUGCUCAGCUGAGGUGAUGGAGUGCAUGGGGAGUGCUUUGCAGUCUCCACUGCUCUCGGCUGACCUCACGGCUGUCCAGACCCCCUCUGACUUCAUAACCUUGACGGAGGAUUCUGUUUCAGAGGUUGAUGCUCUGCCCGGCAGUGGGAAUGGUGUGCUGCCAGCAGAGGAUUUUGGCCAUAGUGUCUCUACCUCUCAGAUAAUCUUAAAUCCUGCUGCUGUUCCGGUGAAGGAAAUGGAUUAUGUGGGAAGUCCUUGCCAGUCUGCUGCUGUAUCUCCUGCAAGUCAUGCAAGCUUGUGUAGUGUUGAAUCUAAUACUUUGUUCAAAACUUCAGCUGCUAAUCAAACGAGAGUAUCAUUGCAAGCCAAUGAACUACAUGUUACAGAUGCCAGGCACAAAGGAGAAAUGAACUCAGCAAAGGUGAAUUUAGAAACCUUUGCAUUACAGCAUAAAGAAGAACUGGGGAUGCACUCUCCAGCAGCUAAGGAGUUGAGUGGGGACCAAGAGGAAAUCACGUUCUCCAAGCACAAGAGAGAAACAAUUCCUGUAACAGAGCCUAAGAUUAUUCAGUGUUCUGAAUCUCAGUCCUUUAAAACGCAACAGGGAUAUGAAACAAACCAUCCUAACGUUGAUCUUGCCAAUAGCUUCAGUCCAUACCGAGAAGGCAGAUUUAUUGAGAAGAGACUCAGAUCCUCCUCAGAAGGCACUGCUGGAAGCAGUCGGGUGAUCAUAAAACCAAAGGAUGGCAAUGCAGAAGAACUUAACAGCCUAUGGAAGCAGAGAGCAAGCUCAUCCUCUUCAAAAAUGAACAGCAUGGAUGUUUUGAAUAACUUGGGUUCCUGUGAGUUAGAUGAAGAUGACCUAAUGCUUGAUUUGGAGUUCCUAGAAGAACAACAUCACCAUCGUACUGUUUGUCGAGAAGACUCGUACCAGUCGAUAGUCUCAUGUGCUGCUGUAGUACUUACCCCAACAGCGGAUACAAGGAAGAAAGAACAGAUGCCAAAACCUGAAGCGUCUAAACAGAACCUCUCUUUGAAACUGUCGAAGGAGGUAGAACAAGGAGAAGCCAGGUAUCCCCGAAUUAGCCAGCUGGCUGGCAGCCCAUCUGUGGAGUGGCCUUUUACUGGUUUGGAAGAAGGCGGAGGCAUUGAAUCUUUGCCCUUCAGACUGAUGCUGCAAGAUUGCACAGCUGUAAAGACAUUGCUACUGAAAAUGAAGAGGGUUCUUCAGGAGAGUACAGACAUGAGUCCAGCUAGCAGCACUACCUCACUCCCUGUUAGCCCUCUUCCCGAAGAGCCGUUAUUUUUUAAGGAUGGAAUAAAAGAUGAAUGCUCAGUGCUGAAGCUGCAACUGAAGGAGAAAGAUGAACUCAUAGCCCAACUUCGCGAGGAACUGGGACUGCUUCUAUUAGGCAGUGAGACAUCCACAUCCAAAAUCUAUCUUCAGUCUUUGAGUUGCAAAGUGAAAAAAGUCCUUAAGACAUGGACAUAUUGGAAAAAAUCCACUGUAGUGUCACCAACAUGGUCAAGAUAUUGCAGCACCUAUCCUUUGAAGAGCGGUUGA